Octopus sinensis (East Asian common octopus) is the source of this 944-nucleotide messenger RNA. Its product is annotated as RNA cytosine-C(5)-methyltransferase NSUN2-like. The record is from RefSeq and is a predicted model, not a curated record. Gene Ontology annotation, biological process: RNA methylation. The coding region runs from base 315 to 944 and encodes 209 amino acids. The transcript is spliced from 4 exons. NCBI's taxonomy places the organism in Eukaryota, Metazoa, Mollusca, Cephalopoda, Octopoda, Octopodidae. Gene Ontology annotation, molecular function: methyltransferase activity.
UCAAGGCACGAAAUUAAAAAAGACAAGCAACUUAAAGAACUCAAAGACAUUCUUUUCGCAGAGAUGGAAGCUGUUGUAUUUUCAUGUCAUAUGUUUAGGGGUUUAUUCGCAGACAGGAGACGGUUAGCAUGAUUCCCCCACUUCUAAUGGACAUUAAACCACACCACAAGGCAAAUCUUCGUAUCUAAUAGCAGAUUUUGGAUCUCUGUUCUGCUCCAGGAUCAAAGACGGCCCAAAUAAUCAGCAGCCUGGCAGAUUCUGUUGAAGGGGGAUUCGUUGUUGCAAAUGAUAAUAAUCCUGACCGAUGUUUUGUUAUGCUCCACCAACUUUCUCCUCUAAACUCUUCGUCGUUGGCUGUCACGUGUAAUGAUGCACAGAGAUUCCCGGAUUUGCUUGACUCUGAUGGAAAGCCGUUUUUCUUUGAUAGGAUUUUGGCUGAUGUACCUUGCUCCAGUGAUGGCACUGUUAGAAAGACUCCUGAAAUACUAAAAUCGUGGAAAUCUACCAAUGCAUUUUCACUACACGUACUUCAAAAGAAAAUUCUUUUGCGUGGGGUACAACUAUUAAAAAAGGGUGGCAGAAUAGUAUAUUCCACAUGUUCUCUUAAUCCUCUGGAAGACGAAGCCGUGGUAUCUGCAGUGCUCGAACAGGAUGAUACAGUGCAACUUGUCUCAGUACAAUUGGAUGACAUAGGACUACUUGCUAGACCAGGGCUUGAGAAUUGGAAAGUUUUUACUCAGGAGGGAGAGUGUGAUAGCUGGGAUAAUUUACCCAUAAAAUUAAAAAAAGACAUGUACAAAAGUUUAUUUCCUUCUGAAUAUGUUGGACACCAUAAUCUUAAUUUUUGUCGACGCGUUCUUCCUCAUUUACAGGAUACCGGAGGGUUUUUUUAUGCUGUACUGGAAAAGAUAAAAGAGACUGAUCCGAAAUUGCUACGGACUUAA